AUGGAGCUCUCUCGCAAAAUGGUGGCUGCUCUUCUGCUCCUUGUGGUUCUUCUGCCCGCUUUCGGGACGAUACAACAGGCAACAGCGAAGAGGACUGUUGCGGAGAAAAUUGUCUGUGGGACCACCGUAACAUUACCAGGGUGCACCGAGCAAAGCUGUGCGAGUGCUUGCGCAGGUGGCCGUUUAAGCCAACUAAGUGCAUUAGCGAUGAUCAGUGCAAGUCGUAACGUUGCAAAGCGGCUAUCUUCUCCGCUUCACAGUGCAAGUCUGGUCCGCUUCCUCCUUCGCCAAAUGGCCAAGGCUCCAAAUCCCGAACCCCAAAACUCAAACCCCUUACCAUCCACCGCCGCCAACACCACCGGCGGGGCCAAAUGCUUCGACGUUACCUACCUCCAGACGUUGGACAACGACACUGCCUCUUCGAUCCUAGAGUUCCUCGUGCGGCAGCGGUCGAUCCCUGAAUAUGUCGUAAAUGCGGUCUUCCUCGCCCUUCCCCUUGUCAAUCCAAUUUCAUCCAGCCUUAAGAAGGCGAUCCUCUUCCGGCGACUUGCCUCCGAGUUGGUGCACCGUUCUGUCUCUGAGAAAACCCUAACUAUAUUCGAGCUCAUCGAGGAAGUCGACCGCGAGAAUGGCGGCUUACCGCCUUGUGAGUCUAUGAAGGCCGCUUACUGUGCCGUUGCAUCGUCGUGCACCGCUGCCGCCCUUCGUAAGAAUGUGGAUGAGUUCCUUGAUUCCUUCUAUCGGAUAUGGAUACUGCGCAUGUGCGACAUUGAGAAGUCAGCGGCGGCUUCUUUGAUCUCAGAGGAGCUUCGGGAGGUGAGGGAUAUUUUUUGGGAGGUUGUGAAGGAUCCGGAGCUUCAGCCUUUGGUGGUCAGUACCGAUUUGGAGGAAACACUGGAUCGAGUUCGGGGUUAUCUGGAGGAGGUGUGGGAUAUGGAGCCUUUGUUCCCUGAGGUGGCCGUAGCAGUAGAUGACAUUGAGGAGAUUAGGGCAGAUUUGAGAGUUCCAGGAGAGAUGAAGGACCCCAGAGAAGGACUAUCAGGUUUGAAGAAUCAGAGAGUUGGUUUUGCUGAGCCUGCUGAGUUGGAACGUCUUUUAAUGAAAGCGGGUAUGGAGGCACAAAAUAAAAUUGUUGAACCUAUCGAUUCUGAUUAUGAGUAUGAUGGUCAGUUGGAUCAGGACAAAGGUUUGGAAAUCAGUAAGAGUUCUUCUCAACUGCUGAAUGCUGGUGUUGAGAAAGAGCGAGAUUCCCUUCUUGAUCCAGGAAACAAUGCUUCUGAAUUACUAGCAGAGAAUUCAGAACAAGAAUGCAACAUGAAAUGUAAGGGAAGUAAUGGUCAGAACAGAAGGGAUAAACUGAUUGCUGAUUCUGAAAUAGGAUCUGAGGUCGCUGGCACUAAGGGGAAACAAACAGAUGAUGAUGAGCAAGCCUUAAAAGCAUCUUUUCUGGAUCUUCAAAGUAUGGUGCGGAACACCCUACUUGACGCAUCAAACAAAGCUAUUGAGCUACAAGCAGUGAAUCCAGAAGAAGCAUACAGUGGGGAGUUAAGGGCAAAUGAUGUUCAGAACAGAAGGGAUGAAAUUGCGUCUACUUCUAAAAUAGGUACCAAGCAUACUAGUAUUGAGGGAAAUGAGAAAAUUGCCACGUUGAAUAAGCAUCAGAAACCUUCAUGCUUGAAGGAAAAGGAAGAAAAUCAAAAUGGGCAGGAUGUACGUGCAAAGAUGGCUUCCUUGGAGAAGGUUCCUGAUAUUCCACCUGACGGGAAAAACUACUCCACACAAAACAAUAGCAGCUCAGCUUCUCUUCCUAGAGCUAGUCUUAUGGAGAGAAACCCAACUGCCCAUACAUUGGAGGAUGCUCACAACCAUGAUUUUAUUUUUAUGAUAUCAUCAAAAGUAUCAUGUUUUACAAACUUUAGUUGUCCUACAAAUAUUCAUUUUUCUCACACCAACUCAGGUACUGAAAAUGCCUAUUUUUCUUUUGUAUUCCUCUACUCUGAAUCCUUAAUCAAAGUUCUUCAAGAAUCUUUGGCUAAAGUUGGUAGGACCCUGAAGGAGGUUUCUCCUCAGGCCCCCUUGAAGGGUUCCGGCAAGUGGACAGAUUCACCACGUCCGGAAGGGAGAAUUCAUUUACAUAGCCCAACAAGGGAACCUGUUUCACCUUUGAAUUUGAUUGGUGAUAAAAGAUAUGCUAAACGAAGGAAAGUGAGGAAAUGGACUUUGCUGGAAGAAGAGACUUUGCUAAAGGCUGUGAGAGAGCAUGGUAAAGGGAACUGGAAAACCAUCCUGAUUAGUUACCCUAGCAUUUUUGAAGAAAGAACUGAGGUUCCCAAGGAUCCUAUUGACAAAAACCGUUUGACCAUCCGUUUGCGGGUGGAAGGCGGUGGAGAACUGCAGUUUAGUACCCAUCUUAAGCCAUAA
Messenger RNA from Dendrobium catenatum, 2421 nucleotides. RefSeq lists its product as uncharacterized. Lineage: Eukaryota; Viridiplantae; Streptophyta; Magnoliopsida; Asparagales; Orchidaceae. Bases 1 to 2421 code for a protein of 806 amino acids. The transcript is spliced from 9 exons. The record is from RefSeq and is a predicted model, not a curated record.